Messenger RNA from Ceraceosorus guamensis, 345 nucleotides. RefSeq lists its product as hypothetical. The record is from RefSeq and is a predicted model, not a curated record. The transcript is spliced from 2 exons. Lineage: Eukaryota; Fungi; Basidiomycota; Exobasidiomycetes; Ceraceosorales; Ceraceosoraceae. Bases 1 to 345 code for a protein of 114 amino acids.
AUGACGCAAAAGCUUCUUUUCGGCUGCCUCUGCAUUGCCCUGCUGUCUCUGAGUAGUCGCACGAUUCAAGCUGUGCCAGUCUUCGAAUCGAUUGUAGCGAUGGAAACUUCAGGCGCCUUUGAGCAGCUUUCCCACCGCUACAGCGUGCCGAUUAGUGCAGCUUCAAACUUGGUGAAGAGGUUCCCCAUCGAUGGUAAUCCAUUUGCAAGAUUCUUCUUUCCCGACCAGCCCCCUGCCGAGCAGGAGCCACCAACAAAGCACCCGAAGAAGGAGUGUCAUUUGUCCGACCAUCCAAAUCCCUUCUGGACUGGUCCUUGGCGCAAGAUGCCCCAGUGCCAAGAGUAA